Messenger RNA from Syzygium oleosum, 1880 nucleotides. Its product is annotated as cyclic dof factor 2-like. Bases 282 to 1688 code for a protein of 468 amino acids. Gene Ontology annotation, molecular function: DNA binding; DNA-binding transcription factor activity. Gene Ontology annotation, biological process: regulation of DNA-templated transcription. The transcript is spliced from 2 exons. The record is from RefSeq and is a predicted model, not a curated record. NCBI's taxonomy places the organism in Eukaryota, Viridiplantae, Streptophyta, Magnoliopsida, Myrtales, Myrtaceae.
AAAAGUUGGACAAAAGAGCACUAUCUUUUUGCAAGAUGUGGGGGAAUCGAACAGCAUGAAAGAUCUCAAAGGCCACACGAACUUGUGGCUCAGAAAUUUCCCCCCAUUUCUGAUGUGGCAUCUUCCCACAUGAGCUUGCGCUCGCAGGGCUCUUUUCCACAAGAGGAGAAGACCUGGAACUGUUCUUGGAAAAAAACAGAGAAGCAGAGACGGGACAGCUAAUCUCACCGAGACUUUUGAAAACUGUUCGAGAACAGAGCAGAGCCGCAACAACGAGGAGAAUGUUGGAGAUGAAAGAUCUUGCGAUAAAGCUGUUUGGGAAGACGAUUUAUCUCCCAGCGAAGCGAGGUGUUCUCGAGGAGCCGUCUUGGGGAGCUGGAAAAGAUUCCGUUUCAGGAGCUGGAGGUCCAAGCGCAUGGUGGGAUCGCAGCGACUCUGUCUCUGCUGAUGCUGCUUCGCAGGAACAGAGAGAUGGAAGAGAAGCAGAGGAGACUCAUGGAGACAAGGCAUUAUCGGAAAGAGAACCGAUGGACGACAAAUAUGAAGAAGGCACAUCGUGUCGGGCGACAGACAACCCGAAAGACUCGACUGACUCAACGAGCAUUAACCAGAAAGAUGAAAUGGGCAGAGAAACUUCUCCCCCUACCGCGCGGAACAAAGAAGAGAGCGAGACGAGUUUCUCACAAGAAACGACUCCAAAGAAGCCCGACAAGAUACUACCAUGCCCGCGAUGCAACAGCACAGAUACCAAGUUCUGUUACUACAACAACUACAACCUGAAUCAGCCCCGGCACCUCUGCAGAAACUGCCAACGGUACUGGACGGCCGGAGGAACGAUGAGGAACAUCCCCGUUGGCGCCGGCCGUCGUAAGAGCAAGAACUCUUACGCAGCCACGGUGGCGCUGUUUGACCACAUGGGAGUACCUGAAUCUCUUCGAGCUGAUUGUGCUGGUGAUUUGAAAACCGCUGGAACCACCAUUCUGAGGUUCGGUUCGGAUUCUCCUAAUUGGGGUCGAUCUGCAGCUCCAGUGCCGAGUACUAUAAACGGGUAUCUUGAUCCUGGACGAGCAAUUCCAUGUUCUGGUAGAGGGGUAGAUAACUUCAGCGACGAACGUUCGAGUGCAUCUUCUUUGACAGUUUCAAAUUCAAUGGAGAAGGCAAGCGUCUGUAGCGCACCAGAACCGGCAGUCCGCAAUUAUCGAGGCUUUCCAUGGGAUUCUGGUCAUUGGAACUCCAAACCUGCUCUACCUACUUCAGGCUUCCCGGUUUCAUUUUACCAAGCGCCACAAUGUUAUUGGGCUUACACACUGCCAGGUUCCUCGAAUGCGACUCCAAAGGCGUCCUUACUGCCCUCCUCAUUUGGCCACGGUGACUCGAGCACUAGUCCUCCAAGUUUGACGAAACUAGGGAAGCAUUCGAGAGACAGGAAUGUCUUGAGUCCUGGAAAUGGCACUUGGACUCCUAAGACUUACCCAAUAGAUGAUUGCAGAGUAACUACCAAGAAAUUGAUCAUCGGGGCAUGGGAAGCACCGGAUGGAGCUUCUGAUUCAGGGGAGUCAGACCGUCUUCUCUCCCAGGCUUUUCAAUCAACUGUUAGAGGCAAGAGCUUCGAUGACAGAAGGACUCUAUUGCUGCAAGCGAAUCCUGCAGCGCUGUGCCGGUCAAUGAACUUCCACGAGAGGACGUGAGAGGGAGAGACAAAUCCAACCAAACUUCGAAUUUGUAUGAUAAAACAAGUCAAGAGCUAUGCCUAUGCUUCUCUUGUACGACUGUUUCCUAGAUUUUUGCUGCUCCUUCGCAUGAAGACAUUCGCCAAUUUGGUCAUUUCUCUUUGAUUCCGGGCUUCAUUUCUCGGGCUUGAGCCGGAAUUCUAGACCCAA